GGGUGGCAGGGACAGGGGGAGAGGGGCUUUUCUCUGUGGCCACCUGGAAAGCCAUGUAAGACCCCUGGCUUGUCAAGGCAGAGCAAAGCAAUGUUUCAGAUCUUUAAUUAUUGGCUUCAUCAUUUGUAACAUAAAACCACUGAUCUGGAGGAAUCUACAGCUACUCAUGUGUGAAUUCGACGCAAACAAGAGGAGGACAUUGGAGUAAUCUGGAGAAGAAGAAAAACCAAAAUUAAGUUCCUGUAAAGUGAUUUUUACGCACUGGAGCUUCAUGGACACGCUCAGAAACUACAACCAGAACAGAAGAAAUCCACUCAAGUCCAACACUAAGGAUCAAUCCAACCAGGUUUAAUGUCAGGUGAAGGUGAAGGCGCACAAACGGAGCUUUUAUCUUUAGCCAGGUAACAAACCAAAACCAGGUUUGCUUUCUGAUCAGUGCGUAAUUUGGCCGCUUUGGAGCUAUGAGUGGAGGGCGCUUUGAGUUUGACGACGGCGGAGCUUAUUGCGGAGGCUGGGAGGGGGGUAAAGCCCACGGUCAUGGCAUCUGCACCGGACCCAAAGGCCAGGGGGAGUUUUCAGGCUCCUGGAAUUACGGCUUCGAGGUGGUGGGAGUCUACACCUGGCCUAGCGGAAACACCUAUGAAGGAUACUGGUCCCAGGGAAAGCGUCAUGGUCUGGGAAUAGAAACCAAAGGACACUGGAUUUACAAAGGGGAAUGGACUCAUGGAUUCAAAGGGAGGUACGGCAUCCGGAUCAGUGUUGGCAGUGGAGCGAAGUACGAAGGCACAUGGAAUAAUGGGCUUCAGGAUGGAUAUGGCACAGAAACAUAUGCAGAUGGAGGUACUUUCCAAGGUCAGUUCACUGGAGGGAUGCGACACGGUUAUGGGGUCCGUCAAAGCGUCCCUUAUGGCAUGGCAGCAGUGGUCCGCUCCCCUCUUCGUACCUCCCUGACCUCCCUUCGCAGCGAGCACAGCAAUGGCACCGUCCUGCAACAGGAUAUCCCAGUCAUCACCACCACCAACGCCUCAGGUGAAGAGACCCCCGUCACCACCCCUACCCAGCUGGGGCCAUCUCGUGGAGGCUUUGCUCUCACCCUCCAGGUGGACCCAGAGGCUGUGAAACCCAAGAAGAAGGGCCUGUUUCGCAGGAGCUCCCUGUUGGGUAAACUGAAGAAGUCAGAAUCAAACACUUCUCUUUCCAGUCAGAAGAGUAAGAUCAGCUUCCUGAGGACAGAAUCGGCCCUCAGUUCCAACGCCAGCGACACCAACUCCACCAUCAGCCUCGGAGAUGAGAGCCUGGCCGGAGCCGAGGACUUCCCCCCCGUGGAGGCUGACAUCGACGCCACCACCACAGAGGUUUACAUGGGAGAGUGGAAGAACGACAAGCGCUCAGGAUAUGGAAUAAGUGAAAGGUCCAGUGGGCUGAAGUAUGAGGGCGAGUGGCUGAAUAACCAGAGACACGGGUAUGGCUGCACCACCUUUGCUGAGGGAGGGAAGGAGGAGGGUAAGUACAUGAACAACAUGCUGGUGAAGGCCGUGAAGAAGAGGAUGAUCCAGCUGAAAGGAACCAAGAUCAAGCAGAAGGUGGAGCGGGCAGUGGAGGGAGCCCAGAGAGGUGCAGCCAUUGCCAAGCAGAAGGCAGAGAUCGCUGCUUCCAGAACAUCCCAUUCAAAGGCCAAGGCAGACGGAGCUGAACAGGCCGCUCAAGCCUCCAACAGUGAGUCCAGCAUUGCCCGACUGGUGGCCAAAGAGCUUUCCCCUUCGUUCUACCAGCCAGGGCCUGAGUAUCUGAAGAAGAGACUGCUCCAUGAGGCAGUGGAGGGCAGUGAGAACACAGACACUGUCAUGCAUGAGCCGCUGUUAGCCGAGGAGGAGCCCCUGCCCACACCCCCUGACAGCCCACUCAUGAAUGAACUGGACAGUCUCAUGCCAGGUUCAUCCCCAGGCCGCACCCCCUCUCCAAGCCCAGGCAUCACCAUCAAGGAAGACACUAAACUCCUGAGUCCAGGCAGCUGGAAUGAAGACAAAACCAGCAAAGGUGGAGGUGGGAAAAGUACAAGUAAACCCAACAGCAGGCCUACCAGUCGGCCCACAACCCCUGCAUCUUCUGCUUCUGCCCCAGCCCCGGCUGCACCUGAAGGUGGAGAUGCCCCCAGCAGCCGUGGGCCUUCCCGCACCCCGAGCCGUCAGAGCCAGAAGAACGAACAGGGCUCUGAUUUAGAGAUCAAGGCACUGCAGAAGUUUGAUGCUGAGGCUAAAGCUCCAGAUGACAGUCCAGCUCCUGCUCCAGCUCCACCUUCAGCUCCAUCUCCAUCUCCAGCUCCAGCUGCGGCUCCAGCUCCGGCUCCAGCUCCAGCCCCAGCUCUUUCCUCUUUAAGGAAUAGCCUCAUCUCUGAAGAUGAAGAAGAACCACUGCGUCCCACCCGUAAAGUGCCUGCCAAAGCUGUCACCCCUGAGCCAAAAGUCACUGAACUCAAACCUGAACGACCUCCAUCAGUCCAGGAAAGAGCGCCAUCUGUGUCUGAAAGCAAAGCAGAAUCCAGGGAGCCGAGCAGACCCUCCAGCAAAGCAGAGAUAAAGCCAAUGUCAAGAAGACAACCUAGUCCAGCUCCGUCUCCAAGGCCUCCACCCACACCUGAACCAAAGAUAGUCCCCAAACCAGUGGAACCGAAAGCCGUUGUUCUCAAAUCAGCCUUGAAGGCUGAGCCCAAAAAUGAAGCCAGACAGAAGGCCUUAGUGACAACCCAAAGUAAGGAGCUGCCUGCUGAGUCUUUGGAGCUAGAGGGCCCAAACACCAUAAUGAUCUGCAUGGUCAUCCUGCUCAACAUCGGCUUGGCUAUCCUCUUCGUACACAUUUUGUCAUGAGACUCAGCCACCACCUCAGGUUACCAGCAGUGUUGGAGAGAGAUGGCCUGCAUCCUCAGAAAGGACCAGAGAUCAGAGAAACCGCUGUAGGAAACAGAAGCCUCAUGCAGACAGCAGCAGUUCCUUUGAAGGUUUUUGUUGGUGUGACUGUGUGAGGCUCUGAGAUGGACCUCUCUCUCCAGAGGUUAGAGAAACAGAAGGACAGUGAAUGACAGAGAUGAUUCAGUACAUCUGAAUUUGUUGAUGUUUGUACGUUAAAGUCGGUGCUGGAUGUUACAGAGUAUGUCUACAUUUGGUGGCUCGGUAUGCACUCAAAAAGUCUCCGUUCAACAACAUUUUGCCAAAGACUUUUAUUAAAUCCUUAAUUGGCUCAUGCAACACCGAAUCAGACAGAUCAAACUCUACUGAUACUUAAGAAUUUUCAUGUUGAUAACUUAUAAAGACUGAAUAUUUUCUCCAUGAUGCCUUGAACUUGAUUGUUUAGACACUACUGCAGCAGAUGUGUGAAGGAUUUGGGAGUGUUACGUCAUUGUUUUAAUUUUCUGCAUCAACCUACAUAUAUUUUUAAAAAAAAAAUUAAGUAUUCAUUAGGUAGCAGUCUUCAUUAAAUGUUUAAGUUUAUGUAAGUCAUGUUAAAAAGCUCUCUGGGAUAUACUGCUAAGAAUUAACUGACAAUGAAAAUCUAAGCAAUGCAAAA
This is a messenger RNA of Sphaeramia orbicularis (orbiculate cardinalfish), 3561 nucleotides long. RefSeq names its product junctophilin 2 (gene jph2). Gene Ontology annotation, cellular component: sarcoplasmic reticulum; plasma membrane; endoplasmic reticulum membrane. NCBI's taxonomy places the organism in Eukaryota, Metazoa, Chordata, Actinopteri, Kurtiformes, Apogonidae. The record is from RefSeq and is a predicted model, not a curated record. Bases 462 to 2864 code for a protein of 800 amino acids. The transcript is spliced from 6 exons.